This is a messenger RNA of Lagenorhynchus albirostris (white-beaked dolphin), 1769 nucleotides long. It is a transcript of the gene NCK1, whose product is annotated as NCK adaptor protein 1. The record is from RefSeq and is a predicted model, not a curated record. Gene Ontology annotation, molecular function: ephrin receptor binding. The transcript has 4 exons. The coding region runs from base 133 to 1266 and encodes 377 amino acids. Gene Ontology annotation, biological process: positive regulation of endoplasmic reticulum stress-induced intrinsic apoptotic signaling pathway; positive regulation of translation in response to endoplasmic reticulum stress; negative regulation of PERK-mediated unfolded protein response. NCBI's taxonomy places the organism in Eukaryota, Metazoa, Chordata, Mammalia, Artiodactyla, Delphinidae.
CUCUCGACACGCGCGCCCCGCCCCUCUCUUCAGAGCUACGCGGCGGCUGAGCGGAGGCCUCGUGCCGUAACGGCCAUCGCGGCGGCCGCGGCGGCGUCCCGGUGCCCUCCUCAGUGCAGAAGCUGCUGAAAAAUGGCAGAAGAAGUGGUGGUAGUAGCCAAAUUUGAUUAUGUGGCCCAACAAGAACAAGAGCUGGACAUCAAGAAGAAUGAGAGAUUGUGGCUUCUGGAUGAUUCUAAGUCCUGGUGGCGAGUUCGAAAUUCCAUGAAUAAAACGGGUUUUGUGCCUUCUAACUACGUGGAAAGGAAAAACAGUGCUCGGAAAGCAUCGAUUGUAAAAAACCUAAAGGAUACGUUAGGCAUUGGAAAAGUGAAAAGAAAACCUAGUGUGCCAGAUUCUGCAUCUCCUGCUGAUGAUAGCUUUGUUGACCCAGGGGAACGUCUGUAUGACCUCAACAUGCCUGCUUAUGUAAAAUUUAACUACAUGGCAGAGAGAGAGGAUGAAUUGUCAUUGAUAAAAGGGACAAAGGUGAUCGUCAUGGAGAAAUGCAGUGAUGGGUGGUGGCGGGGUAGCUACAAUGGACAUGUUGGAUGGUUCCCUUCAAACUAUGUGACUGAGGAAGGCGACAGUCCUUUGGGUGACCAUGUGGGUUCUUUGUCAGAGAAAUUAGCAGCAGUCGUCAGUAACCUAAAUACUGGGCAAGUGUUACAUGUGGUACAGGCUCUUUACCCAUUCAGCUCGUCCAAUGAUGAAGAACUUAAUUUUGAGAAAGGCGAUGUAAUGGAUGUUAUUGAAAAACCUGAAAAUGACCCUGAGUGGUGGAAAUGCAGGAAGAUCAAUGGAAUGGUUGGUCUGGUGCCGAAAAACUAUGUUACCAUUAUGCAGAAUAAUCCAUUAACCUCAGGUUUGGAACCAUCGCCUCCACAGUGUGAUUACAUUAGGCCUUCACUCACUGGAAAGUUUGCUGGCAAUCCAUGGUAUUAUGGGAAAGUCACCAGGCACCAAGCAGAAAUGGCAUUAAAUGAAAGAGGGCAUGAAGGUGAUUUCCUCAUUCGUGAUAGUGAAUCUUCGCCAAAUGAUUUUUCAGUAUCACUAAAAGCACAAGGGAAAAACAAGCAUUUUAAAGUCCAACUAAAAGAGACUGUCUACUGCAUUGGGCAGCGUAAAUUCAGCACCAUGGAAGAACUUGUAGAACAUUACAAAAAGGCACCAAUUUUUACAAGUGAACAAGGAGAAAAAUUGUAUCUUAUCAAGCAUUUAUCAUGAUACUGCUGACCAGAAGUGACUGCUAUACAGUUGUAAUUCGUCAUGUGAAGACUGAGAAAAUAUCAGUCCAGUCAUGCUUGAUUGGAAAUUGCUGUUUCUAACUCUAUAUGAAAAUUGACUAUAAUACAUAAGUAUUUUUAUUAUAACUCAGUUCAUACAUAUAUACUACAUAUGCCAAACAUCUGCAUAGAGCAAUUCCUUAUCCUUGGUCUUCUGUUUUAUUUUUUUUUUUUGCUCUUUUUCUCUUCGCUUCUAAUAUUAAGGUUUUAUAUUUUGAAAAAAUGAUGCAAAUCGAAAGUCUUUAUAUGGAAGAAUUUCUUUAUUGCCUUUCCUUUAUUUCCUUGUAAGGGCACCACCUUAGUUACUUCUGCAAUGGUUCUCUUCAUAUAAAAUUAUUAUAUCAAUUAUAUCAAUAUAUGGCAUAUGCUAAAAUAAAUUUCUUGGAGAGUUGUUAAUCUUUUCUGUGACUAAAUAGCAAUAAUAAAUGGAAAAUUAGAAAUUAU